Messenger RNA from Salvia hispanica, 1440 nucleotides. Its product is annotated as mannose-1-phosphate guanylyltransferase 1-like. The record is from RefSeq and is a predicted model, not a curated record. Gene Ontology annotation, biological process: GDP-mannose biosynthetic process. Gene Ontology annotation, molecular function: mannose-1-phosphate guanylyltransferase (GTP) activity; GTP binding. Lineage: Eukaryota; Viridiplantae; Streptophyta; Magnoliopsida; Lamiales; Lamiaceae.
UCUUUGUCUCUCAAUCGCCAUUACCGACAUCUCUCUCACUCUCUCUCAGGAAAACCACAAAUCGCUGAGAUUUGUGGUAAAGCGAGGAACAUACAGCAUUUGUUGACUUUGACUACGCCUAGAUCUGCUGUAAAUCCCCAAAAUUCAGGUAAGGAUGAAGGCAUUGAUUCUUGUUGGAGGUUUCGGCACUAGAUUGAGGCCAUUGACACUGAGUGUGCCUAAGCCGCUCGUUGAUUUUGCUAACAAGCCCAUGAUUUUGCACCAGAUAGAAGCCCUCAAGGCUAUUGGAGUAACUGAAGUAGUCCUAGCCAUCAAUUAUCAGCCAGAGGUAAUGCUGAACUUUUUGAAAGAUUUUGAGGCAAAGCUUGAGAUUAAGAUCACAUGUUCGCAAGAGACCGAACCUCUUGGAACAGCCGGUCCCCUUGCAUUGGCUAGGGACAAGCUGAUAGAUGAAUCCGGAGAUCCAUUUUUCGUUCUGAAUAGUGAUGUUAUCAGCGAGUAUCCACUGAAAGAGAUGAUUGAGUUCCAUAAAUCCCAUGGAGGUGAAGCUUCUAUUAUGGUAACCAAGGUGGAUGAGCCUUCAAAAUAUGGUGUUGUUGUUACAGAGGAAUCUACUGGAAAGGUUGAGCGGUUUGUCGAGAAGCCAAAGUUAUUCGUAGGCAACAAGAUCAAUGCUGGCAUUUACCUGCUGAACCCUUCAGUGCUUGAUCGUAUCCAAUUACGCCCCACAUCAAUUGAGAAGGAGAUUUUCCCAAAAAUUGCUGCUGAGGGAAAGCUGUACGCAAUGGUCCUGCCGGGUUUCUGGAUGGACAUCGGGCAGCCAAAGGAUUACAUCACAGGUCUAAGACUAUACCUGGACUCCUUGAGGAAGAAAGCUUCUCCUAAAUUGGCCACUGGUACUCACAUAAUCGGAAACGUCUUGGUGGAUGAAAGCGCAAAAAUCGGAGAGGGAUGCUUGAUUGGCCCUGACGUUGCAAUUGGCCCUGGUUGUGUCGUUGAGUCGGGUGUGAGGCUGUCUUGCUGCACGGUCAUGCGUGGAGUCCGCAUCAAGAAACAUGCCUGCAUAUCAUCAAGUAUCAUUGGCUGGCACUCGACCGUUGGUCAGUGGGCUCGGGUGGAGAACAUGACCAUCCUCGGAGAAGACGUUCAUGUCUGCGACGAAAUUUACAGCAAUGGAGGAGUUGUUUUGCCUCACAAGGAGAUCAAGUCCAGCAUUUUGAAACCAGAGAUAGUAAUGUAAAGGUCUGAUGUUGACAUCUGUGCUUAGUAAUUUAAACUGUACUUUUUCUGUCAGUGUGUUGUUGUUCUUGCUCUCUUCAGUUGCUGCCUAAAGAUGGUCUCUGAUGUGAAAUGUGUAAUCUUUUUGGUCCAUAAAAAUAAUCUGUACUAUUUUUGUAGAUUAUUAUCUCUUGAAGUUAAAGCAGCUUCUGAAUUCUUGGA